Pipistrellus nathusii (Nathusius's pipistrelle) is the source of this 315-nucleotide messenger RNA. NCBI's taxonomy places the organism in Eukaryota, Metazoa, Chordata, Mammalia, Chiroptera, Vespertilionidae. The record is from the annotation of a GenBank genome assembly.
AUGGCUGGCAAAGCGCACAGGCUCAGUGCUGAGGAGAGGGACCAGCUGCUGCCAAACCUGAGGGCCGUGGGGUGGAACGAGCUGGAAGGUCGAGAUGCCAUCUUCAAGCAGUUCCAUUUCAAAGACUUCAACCGGGCUUUUGGCUUCAUGACCAGGGUGGCCCUGCAGGCUGAGAAGCUGGACCACCAUCCUGAAUGGUUCAACGUGUACAACAAGGUCCACAUCACCCUGAGCACCCACGAGUGUGCAGGCCUGUCGGAGCGGGACAUAAACCUGGCCAGCUUCAUCGAACAAGUAGCGGUGUCCAUGACCUAG